This is a messenger RNA of Capra hircus (goat), 722 nucleotides long. It is a transcript of the gene IFT25, whose product is annotated as heat shock protein family B (small) member 11. The coding region runs from base 205 to 636 and encodes 143 amino acids. The transcript is spliced from 7 exons. NCBI's taxonomy places the organism in Eukaryota, Metazoa, Chordata, Mammalia, Artiodactyla, Bovidae. The record is from RefSeq and is a predicted model, not a curated record. Gene Ontology annotation, cellular component: intraciliary transport particle B; cilium; centrosome. Gene Ontology annotation, biological process: intraciliary transport.
UGCUGGUGGGGGAGGGAGCAACCGAGCGUGUCGGGUUAUUGUGAGGAGACGCGCGGAGAGGAGGCGGAGGACGGCGGGCGGGUGCUGAGGGGACCCGGAUGGUGGAAGCCUGACGCAGAUACAGCUUUCAUUGUCAUUUUGCAUCUAUAUAUUGCUUUGUGUCCUCUCACCAGCAGAUCAAGUAGGAAGAUUAAACACUUUAAGAUGAGAAAAGUUGAUCUCUGUUUGAGCUCUGAAGGGACUGAAGUUAUUUUAGCUACAUCAAGUGAUGAAAAACACCCACCUGAAAAUAUGAUUGAUGGAAAUCCAGAAACUUUUUGGACCACCACAGGAAUGUUUCCCCAAGAGUUCAUUAUAUGUUUUCACAAACAUGUGAGGAUUGAAAAGCUUGUAAUCCAGAGUUACUUUGUGAGGACCUUGAGGAUUGAAAAGAGUACUUCUAAUGAGCCAGUUGAUUUUGAGCAAUGGAUUGAAAGAGAUCUAGUACAUACAGAGGGGCAGCUUCAAAAUGAAGAAAUUUUGGCAUGUGAUGGCCACGUCACUUACUUGAGAUUCAUUAUUGUAUCAGCCUUUGAUCAUUUUGCAUCUGUGCAUAGCAUUUCUGCAGAGGGAAUGGCAGUCUCAAAUCUUUCUUAGUAAUUAUAAUAUACCCAUGCACUAUUUUUUAACAGUAUAUUUAUUUAAACAUGAAGUUGUCAUUAUUAAAGGAAUUUGUAUCAAUC